Brenthis ino (lesser marbled fritillary) is the source of this 921-nucleotide messenger RNA. NCBI's taxonomy places the organism in Eukaryota, Metazoa, Arthropoda, Insecta, Lepidoptera, Nymphalidae. The record is from the annotation of a GenBank genome assembly.
AUGGCCGAGGCAGUUGAAGCAGUGGAAGCAGUGGAGGUGAGCAGCGGCGCGCUGGCGGGCCCCAGCUCGCGCGCCCCGGAGGCGGACGCGGACGAGCGCCGCCGCGCGCGCGACCCGCCCAUCAUCUAUACCGAUAUUGAUGGCGCGGUAGAGUUCGAGGCGCUGGUGGCGGCGCUGGAGGGCGUGGAGCUGUCGGCGGAGGAGCGCCAGAGCCUGGACGAGCUGCAGCAGUACCUGGUGGCGGGCGAGGGCAGCUGGGUGCUGGGCGACGAGUUCCUUACCUUCGUCGGGCGCGUGCUGACGGACGCGGGCGUGGGCAGCGCGGCGCGCGUGGCGCUGCUGCGCGCGCUGGCGGCGGCGGCGCGGCGCGACGACGCGGCGCUGCUGCUGCACCAGGACCGGCGCGCGCACGCGCUGCUGGCGUACGCGCACGGCGUGGAGGAGCUGUCGGCGGCGGAGCGGCUGGCGGCGGCGCAGUUCCUGUGCAACGUGUUCGCGCACGCCGCCGCGUCGGAGUGGCCGCUGUACAUCAGCGAGUGGACGGCGGGCGGGCGCGCGCUCAGCAACCUGCGCGUCACCACCAAGCUGUGCGUGCACUGCGUGCUCAGCGCCGACGCCGCGCUGCGCGACGCCGGCACCGCGCUGCUCUACAACAUCGCCGCCAAGGAGGUAAAGACGGUGAUGUUCGACGAGGUGUGCGUGGAGCUGUGCAUGGCGGCGCUGCAGCUGGUGGCGUGGGCGCCGCCCGAGGAGGCGCUGUGGCGCGCGCUGGCGGCGCUGGCGCGCCUCGUGCACCACUCGCAGGAGGUGCCGCAGCUCGUGGCCAUGGUGGGGCCCGACCCCGCCGCCUUCCGCGGCACGAGCCCGCGCGUGGACGAGCAGAUCGACAUCAUCAUGCAGAAGGUGGCGAGCGUGGCCAGC